GGAGGUGCCCAACUCAAUCCUUUGGCUGCUCUCCCAAUCGGUCCUUACCUUGAGAUAGAUCUGGUCGUGCACACUCCUUCAUCGGCUCAUAUCAGACAGUCCAAUCAACACAUUCCUUUUGUCUCUUUUGUCUCCUGGUGAAUUGAAGCAACAUUCACGCUUCACAUUGAACAAUCAUCUUUUUGGUUCUUUGUGUUCAACAUGGGUCCUGAUCAUGGCGUCCUCGGUGCCACUUUCAAGGCAACCAGGGCUCUUCAGAUGGCUUCCAUGCUCGCUGUCGUUGGUAUCACGGCCAAUUUCAUCUCUGAGAUGGUCAGUGCCGGAGCUACGCCACCAUCAGUCAUUGUGGCCAUCUUGAGCAUUGUGUGCAUCGCCGUGCUGUAUUGUGCCAUCACACUCAUUCUGUAUUUGGACAGCAUUCUCCCGUUUCUGAUCAGCACGGGCAUCGACUCUCUUUUCUUGAUUGCUCUGGUUGUGGUCUCGGUGGUGGUUGGUAAACCACUAUCGUACUUGAACUGCCAGGUGCUCGACGAGAUCUCCAACGCCACUUCCAGCGCCUUCGACUUCACAUCAGCCUUGGGCAAUAGUCUCAACAAAGAUGGCAAAGUGAAUUAUUCGCAAUGGAUUGGCACUUCCAAGUCGACGUGCUUGGAGAUGAAGUCCAUCUGGGGAUUCAGUAUCGCUCUUUGCAUCCUGUUCACCUUCUCGGCGGUGAGCACCAUAUGUCUUUGGAAGAGGACCAAGCAGGCUCCUGCAGACAAGAGCCAGGCUUGAAGCAGCAGGGCGUCGGAUCGUGACGGAAUGGUUCGCCGUCAGAGAUGUCAAGUUGAUUGCAGGAGGAGAGAUCAUGCAUAACCUUCCGGGCGAAAAAGAACUAGGCUAGAAGACGAUAAUUGCAA
Messenger RNA from Exophiala viscosa, 899 nucleotides. RefSeq lists its product as uncharacterized. The transcript has 3 exons. Lineage: Eukaryota; Fungi; Ascomycota; Eurotiomycetes; Chaetothyriales; Herpotrichiellaceae. Bases 202 to 774 code for a protein of 190 amino acids. The record is from RefSeq and is a predicted model, not a curated record.